GCAAGAAGUCGCUGAUGCUUCUGGCUUAACUCAAGCAGCGACGAGCACGGCGCCACAUCUGCCGACAUAUUACACAACGGAGUAUUAUCAUGGUGCUCCAUUCGAUGUAAACCCAAUACAAGCCACCUUGGGUAACAUCACCUCCGGUCCCAAACCCUAUCACUAUGGCGAUGCAUCCUGCUCCUCCUCAAUCUCCCAUGUCAUCUCCUCCUGUAUAUUGGGAUCCCAUGAGUGGUGGUUGGGUGACUUUCCAGUCACACAGUGUUCUAGAACCAUGGACCAUGUACACGUCCUCGCCUUAUUAUCCGCAGCCAUCGCACCCAGUAGCGGAAUAUCCCUUUCCAUAUGCCGCGUCUUCCGCUCCGCUUCAGCCAGGCACUGUUGCCACGCGCCCGCCAUCGCUGGCCCAUUCCUCAUCCCGAGCUCCGCCCGAGGGCAAUCAAUUAGACAUCAAAAAGAUCGAGCUCGGUGUCGAUACGCGGACCACCGUGAUGGUCAAAAAUAUUCCGAACAAAAUGACGGACAAGGAGCUUAUCACGUAUAUCAACAAAGUGUGUCCUCGGAGAAUCGAUUUUUUGUACCUGAGGAUGGAUUUCCAGAACGGGUGCAACGUUGGCUAUGCCUUUGUCAAUUUCAUAUCGGUGCAGGAUUUGUUACGUUUUGCGAAGGUGCGCCUAAAUGAGAAGUGGAACAUAUACUCGAGUGAGAAAGUGCUCCAGAUGAGCUAUGCGAACUAUCAGGGAAAGGAAGCCCUCGUGGAGAAAUUUAAGAACUCCUGUAUUAUGGAUGAACGUGAGGAGUGGCGUCCAAAGAUAUUCUUCUCCGAACCCGGGCCGAAUCAGGGUCUUCCAGAGGAGUUUCCUAAGCCCACACAUAUCCGGAGGAAGGAGCGCAGCUCGUACAAUCGUGGAACGUUGUACCCUCCUGGUGUCAACAGCGGUGCAAGUCACUACAGGUAUCUCAAUGCUGCCAAUGUUGGCAAUCCUAACUUGCGGCACCCACCAACCCGUAUUUCCGGUGAGGACAGACGACGUCGACGUGGUACUGAUAAUGUUCCUUUCCCCUCCCUUGUCGGAGCUGAGGCUGAGGACACCGCGCGAUCCGGCUGAGGCCGCGGCGGGAUAUUAUCUUCCUUGGACCUUCACCCCCCAUUAGAGGUGGCUGAUCACCUUUGUUAAGAGACCGGGGCGCGAUGGAAAUUGUCAGAGUCGUGUCAUACGUUAUCUUUCGCGCCAUCCU
This is a messenger RNA of Suillus subaureus, 1239 nucleotides long. RefSeq names its product RNA recognition motif 2-domain-containing protein. NCBI's taxonomy places the organism in Eukaryota, Fungi, Basidiomycota, Agaricomycetes, Boletales, Suillaceae. Gene Ontology annotation, molecular function: RNA binding. The transcript has 4 exons. Bases 165 to 1109 code for a protein of 314 amino acids. The record is from RefSeq and is a predicted model, not a curated record.